Molecule: messenger RNA, 2119 nt
Organism: Anopheles merus
Lineage: Eukaryota; Metazoa; Arthropoda; Insecta; Diptera; Culicidae
Gene: Rtca
Product: RNA 3'-terminal phosphate cyclase
Exons: 6
Coding region: 253-1356 (367 amino acids)
Biological process (GO): RNA processing
Cellular component (GO): nucleus
Molecular function (GO): RNA-3'-phosphate cyclase activity
Source: RefSeq, a predicted model, not a curated record
GGCUUUUAAUAUGUUUUCAUUUUAUUUCAUGAAAAUGUGUGUACAUUUUUUAACUUUACAAAGUCGGAUAUAUAAGCUACCUAAAUUUUUAUUCGCAAAAUAAUCUGCUCCAAGAAAUGUCUUGACGAUGGUCCGUUCUUCAAUUUGUGCAGCUACAACAGAUAUGUUUGUUAUUGUUGUGACAGGUUAUCAAGUGCUCUGUGCAGCGAAGCAAUUUUAGCACCUAAAAUUUACCUGAAACCAUUGGACAGAAUGGCGGAUACUCAUCUAUUUGAAAUAGAUGGCAGUGUCUUGGAAGGAGGAGGACAGAUCCUACGGAUGGCAUUGUGCUUUAGCGUGCUUACCAAGACGCCGGUACGCAUCCGUAACAUCCGCCAAGGGCGCAAGAAACCGGGACUGGCAGCGCAACAUCUAGCUGGGGUAGAGCUGAUGCGAGAUAUUUGUCAAGGCAGGCUAUACAAAGCGUGUCUCGGAUCGACCGAGAUUGAAUUUUACCCUGGACAUAUUGAGCACGGGAGAUUCGUCGGUCACAUUCAAACUGCAGGAAGCAUCACCUUGCUCCUUCAAGCGACACUACCCGUUGCUAUCUUCAGCUCCGGUCCAGUCACGCUAGAGUUGCGUGGAGGUACAAACACGGAUCUAGCUCCGCAGGUGGAUUUCUUGACGGAAAUAUUUCGGCCCAAUAUGGAACGAUUCGGUGCCAGCUUCGAUUUCGAUUUGAUUCGACGGGGCUAUUUUCCGAAAGGCGGUGGACAAUGUGUGAUAGAAGUAAGACCAGUACAAUCAUUAAGGCCCGUCACCAUGGUUGAUGUGGGCUCUGUUACCAGGCUCUUUGGAUGGAGCUAUGUCGCCGGUGUGCUUCCGUUGAAGAUUGCACACGAAAUGUCUAGCGGUGCUAAAUCGAUCCUCAAAGAAAUUGCCAACAGUAGGGCAGAUAUAGAAGUGUACAAAGAAAGUAUGGACAUGGCACCGGAAGGCAAUUGCUCCGGUAUCAUUAUUGGCUGUGAAACGAGCACUGGAGCCAUUCUUGGCGGUUCGGCACUUGGAGAAGCCAGGAAAAAAAGUUUCCAAAGCGGGGAGGAAGCAGCUCACGAGAUCCAAAGCGCCAUCUCCGUUGGUGCCUGUGUAGAUCGACACGUGCAAGAUAUGAUGAUCAUUUUGAUGGCAUUGGCGGAUGGGACGAGUCGCAUCCGGACGGAACCGUUGACCAUGCAUACCAAAACGGCAAUCUAUGUGACGGAGUUGAUGACAAAGGCCAAAUUUAACAUCAUUGAAGGAAAUGGCAGUGCUAUCAUCGAAUGUGUUGGCAUUGGACUGCGUAAUAUAAAUCUUCCAAAAAAUACCACUUCAUACUGAGGAUUGGAGCGCAUUGGAGUGAAUUCAUAGGUAAGAAUAUGUUAAUAAUUAAAGGGGCUUCAUAAUAGUUUUAUAUCGAUGGUAGUCACGCUAGGAGAAAGCUUGAGCAUCGCGGCUAACGUGCAGGGGUAGGAUUGUUUCUUUCAUUGAUAAAAUUAAGCAUCUUUGGAAUAAAUAUUAUGGGAUGGACAAUUAUAAUAAAUAUAGCCCUUCACGAUCAGUCCUGUUUCUUUUAACUUGUGCAUAUUUUUAUAUUUAAAAAAACACGUUUUUUCGUGUUUUUUUUUGUUUAAAAAAGGAUAUUUUCAAUUUAAUCCUCUUGAGUAAUUUCGAAACGAAGUAGAUAAUUUAAAAAGAAAAUAAAUAAAACAAAGCUUUUAAUGACAUCGAAAAGAAAGAAGUGAGAUUUCACUCCUAAAUGUAUUAAAUCGCUUUAAAAAAAAUCAUCAUUUUUUAUCAAAAUUUUCAGGUUAAAAAUGUAUUUACUUCGCAUUACAUAAAUAACAAUCAUCUACUUGCAAUAAUAGAAAAUACCUUUCACUUAAGACAGAACGACACGUAUGCUAUUGAAUAAAUAAUGUAUUCAUUGGAAUAUACUCACUAUUUAUUUAAUCACUGUUAUCUUUGUAUGAACUGAUGUGAACUUUAAAAUUUAUCACGUUUAUCUUAAUUAAGCUCGAAAGUGUAUCCAAUAAUGCAUGAGUCAUGGUGUAUUAACUUUAACUAAACUCGUCCACGGUCACGUCCAUCAACCAUGGGCGUG